This is a messenger RNA of Merops nubicus (carmine bee-eater), 452 nucleotides long. It is a transcript of the gene GLIPR2, whose product is annotated as GLI pathogenesis-related 2. The record is from RefSeq and is a predicted model, not a curated record. The transcript has 4 exons. Lineage: Eukaryota; Metazoa; Chordata; Aves; Coraciiformes; Meropidae. Gene Ontology annotation, cellular component: extracellular region. The annotation marks the transcript as partial.
CUUCCAAACAAUUUGCUGAAGAAGUCUUGAAAGCACACAAUGACUACCGGAAGAAACACGGAGUGCCCCCAUUAAAGCUCUGCAAGAAGUUAAACAGAGGAGCCCAACAGUAUGCAGAAGAACUGGCUACCACGAGGGUCCUCAAACACAGCUCUGAGUCUGCUAAUGGGAAAUGUGGAGAAAACCUAGCGUGGGCAUCCUAUGACCAGCCAGGAAAGGAUGUGGCUGAUAGAUGGUACAGUGAAAUAAAAAAUUACAGCUUUCAAAACCCAGGAUUUUCUUCUGGAACAGGUCACUUUACAGCAAUGGUUUGGAAGAGCACAAAAAAGAUGGGAGUUGGAAAAGCAUCUGCUAGUGAUGGCUCAACAUUUGUGGUGGCUAGAUAUGAUCCAGCUGGAAAUGUAGUAAAUCCGGGCUAUUAUGAAGAAAAUGUCCUUCCUCCAAGAAAAUAA